Molecule: messenger RNA, 5679 nt
Organism: Copidosoma floridanum
Lineage: Eukaryota; Metazoa; Arthropoda; Insecta; Hymenoptera; Encyrtidae
Gene: pod1
Product: coronin
Molecular function (GO): protein binding
Source: RefSeq, a predicted model, not a curated record
CUCUGAUUCGAUUCCAACGAGAAAAGAUUACAUGGUUCACUGGCGUUUUUGCGAAGGUUAACAGUGACGAGAGUGUUAAAACGAGCCGCGUAAAGGAGAAAUAGCACAGCUGCUCGCAUAUCAGGACGAGAGAAGGUCGGAGUCAUGGCGUGGAGGUUCAAGGCGUCGAAAUACAAAAAUGCAACACCAAUCGUGCCCAAGCCCGAGGCUUGCAUCCGUGACAUUUGUGUUGGUUCUUAUCAGACUUAUGGCAACAACAUUGCCGCCUCCGCUACUUUUAUGGCAUUCAAUGUCGAUCAUAAUGGCUCCAGUCUGGCUGUUUUACCGCUGGAAGACUGCGGCAGAAAAAGCAAAACGAUGCCUCUACUUCAUGCCCAUGCGGAUACUGUAACUGAUGUAGAUUUUUCUCCCUUUCACGACGGACUUCUUGCUACAGGCUCGCAAGAUUGUUUGGUGAAAUUAUGGCAUAUCCCAGAAAUAGGCUUAGAAGAGCCUCUUUGUAAUCCAGAGUGUACUUUUUCACAUCGCCAGAGAAGAGUAGAAGUUGUACGCUGGCAUCCUUGUGCUGAGCACCUCUUGACAACAGUUUCUUAUACAAAUCUGUCACUUUGGGAUGUUCUUUCGCAAAAGGAACUUUUCUCUAACAACGAACAUAAAGAAGUUAUUCAGUCAUUAAGCUGGAAACAAGAUGGUACUUUACUGGCUACUUCAUGCAAAGAUAAACAAGUCAGAGUCAUUGAUCCUAGGGCUGCCAAAAACGUGGUUCAAUCUGCUUCUAGUCAUCAGAGCAUCAAGGAUUCCAGAAUCAUUUGGCUUGGAAAUAGUGACAAGCUCCUCACUACAGGAUUUGAUGCUGCCAGACUACGUCAAGUUUACAUCCGCGAUUUGAGAAAUCUAAAUGAUCCAAUCAAAACUCUUGAACUUGACUGCAGUACUGGAAUACUAAUGCCCUUGUUUGAUCCUGACACAAACAUGCUAUUCCUUGCUGGCAAAGGUGAUACUACAAUUAUGUACAUGGAAGUCACGAAUAAAGAUCCAUAUCUAGUCGAGGGUAUCCGGCACAGUGGUGAACAGACCAAGGGUGUUUGUUUAGUACCAAAACGUGCAUUAAACGUCAUGCAAGCCGAAGUUAAUAGAGUACUUCAGCUCACGUCUACCAUGGUCAUUCCCAUCAUGUAUCAAGUCCCAAGAAAAACAUACAGAGACUUUCAUGCUGACAUCUAUCCUGAGACAGCGGGUUGCAUAUCUCAGAAUACGGCAGUUUCUUGGAUUCAAGGACAUGAUGUGCCAGUGCCGAAAAUAUCGCUAGAUCCAGCAAAAAGAAGCAAAGGAGAGGAAGCAAUAACGGUACACAAAGGCAACUUAGAUAGCCUGAAAAAUAUUCAAGACUCAAAAUUGGAAUUGCGUCAGCAAAAAGCCAUCGCGAUCUCAACGCCUAAGGGCUACACCAAGGCACAGUCUUACAUCAUAUCUGAAAAGGACGACGGCUUGCCGGAAAAAAACGAUUUUAACGAAGACAAGGACGAAUACAUAAAGGCAGAGAUCGAUAAGCUCGAGGAUGAAAAGUCUCAAGCUAACAAGAUGCAAAACGGCUCCCAGCCUGUUCAGAUACCGAAGCCACUACCACGCGCUUCAAGAGCUAAUAGCUUGUCCGAAGAUUCAGGUGUUAAAGAAGAACCUAAACCAGUUGCACGACCGCGCACGACUCCAAGUCCCGGCUCAGUUGUGACAUCCGUUAAUCCAAACAUCAUUGGUGGUUACAAGCCUCGUCUUGGACCAAAGCCAUUCCAAGCAAAGUCAGCCAGUCAGGAGUUCUCGUUUGAUAAGGUGUUCUCUGUGCCCUUGGCACCGUCGAGCGACAGCAAUGGACACCAUGUCGGCAGCAACAUGAACAACAGCAAUGACGUCUAUGAAAACAAGGACUCAGCAAACAACUUUAACGACGUUGAUAAGUCCCCGACGUAUGAACCUGAGCAGCGUGCAAACAAGGAUUCUGAAAAUGCAAAAAGCGACUCCAGUUCGAUCGAGGAAGACGCAAACUCGAGCGACUCUGGCUAUAAGCCAAAAACCCCUAGUACUGCCGAGAGACGCAGAUUGUUCGAGGUCAAGGUAAAGGACGAAUCACCGGAGAACGAGGAUUCGGGUAAUUUUGAACGGGGCGGCGCAAAUCGUAAUUCUAUCGCCGAGCGCCGACGACUGUACGAGAAUCGAUCCACAUCGGCUACCGAUGGUAAUUUAGCCGAGAAAGCAAUGGGCUCGCCAACAGCUAUGAGACGCAGAGAUUCCUUUAAAGCAAAGAAUGACAUCACAAAGGAGGAUGAGUCGAAGAAGACAGUAUCAGUGCUCCGUCAGCAGAGCAUGGAUCCCAGGCUUGAAAAACUCGAACCCAUAACUACGCCGACUCCAAAAAGAACGUCCACCGUGUUCGGUAGAGUAUCAAAGUUCAGACAUCUUAAGGGCACGCCUGGACACAAGUCAACGCAUAUCGAAAAUAUUCGUAAUAUCAGCCGUCAGAUUUCUGGAGAAUGCGACGGAUUUCAUGCCAAUUCUGACAGAGUAGCGGUACCGCUAAGCGGACCGGGUGGAAAAAUAGCUGUAAUGGAAUUGAAAAAAACCGGAAGACUACCCGACGGUGUCAUGCCAGCUCUGGUACAUGGAGCAACUGUAAUGGACUUUCAAUGGGAUCCCUUUGAUAAUCAACGUCUUGCUGUUGCUUGCGAUGAUGGUAUGAUUAGACUAUGGGAAAUACCAUCUUGCGGUCUCACAGAGCCAACAAACGAGCCCAGUUACACAAUCGAAGCGCACACAGAUAAAAUCUAUCUCAUUAAGUUCCACCCGCUCGCUUCAGACGUGCUCGCCUCUGCUUCUUAUGACAUGAGUGUCAAGAUUUGGGAUCUUGAGCCGCUCAAAUCUGGCGAGUCGAUUAAGAGCCAGAUCACCUUGCAAGGACAUACUGAUCAAAUUUUCAGUCUUGCGUGGUCACCAUGCGGACAGUAUCUUGCUACUGCGAGCAAGGAUGGUAAGCUCAGGAUUUACAAACCAAGAAGCAGCGAUAUACCGAUGCGCGAGGGUAAAGGGCCAGUCGGUACCAGAGGUGCUAGGGUCAUUUGGGCACUUGAUGGGCGUUACUUGGUUGUCAUGGGAUUUGACAAAGUUUCAGAGAGACAAAUACUGGUAUUCAAAGCUGAUACUUUGGGCUCUACUUUAAAUACAGUUGGAUUGGAUGUUUCCCCUGCUAUCUUAAUGCCGUUUUAUGAUGAGGACAGCUCCACUCUCUUCCUUACUGGACGAGGCGAUUCAACGAUCUAUGCUUUUGAAGUAACGGAGGAAGCUCCUUUCAUAUGCCCUCUGAGUCACCAUCGUUGCGCUUCCUUGCAUCAGGGAUUAUCAUUUUUGCCGAAAAACAAGUGCGACGUUGCUAGUGUUGAAUUUGCUUCGGCAAUGAGGCUAACAAAUAACACAAUAGAACCAUUAAGCUUUACAGUGCCCAGAAUUAAGAGUGAACUAUUUCAAGACGAUUUGUUCCCACCAACUAAAAUAACAUGGAAACCGUCAAUGAGUUCAAGAGAGUGGUUUGGCGGAUCGAAUAAACAAGCUCACAGAAUCAGCUUGAAACCACCAGGAAUGGAUUGCCUCUCAGAAUGCCAAGGACAAGCCGUGGUGACUGCACCAGUUGCAGCUAAGCAGAACUCAGGAAACAUACCUGGAUCCCAGUCUAAUAGCAGAUUAAAUUCAUAUCAACCAAAACAGCUUGAUUUGCUAAAAGCUAUGAACAAUCUUGUGCCCGAAUUGAUUUCAUGUCCAGUGGAGCAUGAAUAUGUGGAGGGUAUAGAAGAUCAUGAAUGGGAUGACUAAGUGAUACAACACACGAUCGAUUUAAUAGAAAAAAAAUGGCUUUUUUACAAUGAGAUUUUUUAUAUACGCUGAGGGUAUUUGUGCAACAGAAUGGAAUUGUCCAAAGUUACGUAAAUAUGUUCGUUCGUUAAUCCAUAAGAAUAUUUUUCCUAUUUAUUAAUUUUUAAAAUAUAUGCAAAUGAUUUUUGCUGAUCUUUAUUCUUGUAACUAUUUUUUGCGAGCUCUAUGAUGUCGUGAAAGGUGCUUUUACGCACGCGAUCAAAUAAUGCGAAAACCGAUCUAUUUCUAUUUGUGUAUGUUGACUAAGAGGAUUCGUUUUUUCGUGUGAGUUUUUUAUACAUUUAAGAAAGCUAUGGUUCAGAGUGACAGGUUUUUAAUUGUGUAUGAAAGAGAAUAAAAACAAAAAGUAAAAAUGCUAGUAUCAAGUUAUCCUGCAGUCAAAAGAAGCAAAAAGUGAUGAUAGUUCUAGUCUGAAAAUAUAAAAGUUUUCUUUAGAAAUUUUUUUCUAACUCAACGCCUAAUCCAAUACUAAUAAUAAAAUAUAGUAUUACUAUAUCAUGGGCUAAAAGUACGUUUAGUUUAUAAAGAAAAAAAAUUAAAUAAAAACAAAAGAGAGAAAUGCUAUAUCGAUCAAGUUGAAUAAAUCUUUUUUUAUAUUAAUAAAGAAUUUUCCAAACAUCGCAUUGCAGCGAAAAAUGGAAAAAAUAUUAAACAAGAAAAUUGUGAAAUGUAAUCGAACAAAACAACAAUUGAAUUUAUAUCGAAUCAGUGAGUAGAUAUAGUUGUAACGGAGGAUAUUAUUUGGAUGAAUCUAAGCAAGUACAAGCGUUACGAGAGUCAUUCUAAGAAGCAAGUAUUUAUUUGUCUUUAUUUUAAAGUAUAAACGCACAUUUUAGGAUUUAAUUAGGAAGUAUAAUUAUUAGUGACUGAUAGAGGUAAUGAAUGAAAUACAUACUAUAAAUUAGUAGUAUGUACAAAAGAAACAUGACGAAAUGCAAGUUAAAAUAAUGCUCGGGCAUCUUUCGUUAUUCGGAAAAAAAAUCGUGUAAAUUACGUUGGCCUUUUUCAUAAACUAUACUGUACGUGGUGAUUUUUAUACUUACGAAUUUCAUGUGUUACAACCUAAGUAUUCUAAAAGUAUUCUUAUCGAAAUAAUAAGAGAAGCUGAAACAUGAUCAAAAUCUAUUUUACACUUGCCAUAUUGACACUUUUGCUAAAACGUAUUUUACUACGAAUAUAGUAAAACAUAUAACUUUUUACACUUGAAAGUUUGUAAUUUGAUAAACCAAGUCAUAAGAAUGACAGUUACCGCUUUUCACAGUGCCAUAUGCAAACGAUCUUGAGUGCUCUGCAGAUUCUCAGUCAUAAAGUGAAAAGAAUAAUGAACGUUUUCAACAUUUCUAUGCCAGAAUUUUUCAAGCUUUUUCAAGAUAAAGAUAAUUUAUUUUUAUUGACUGAUAAAAUCAAUUUAGGAAUUGUAGGUGCCAAAAGUCUCGUUUUUCCAACAGAGUUGACUGCAUAUGCCAUGACUUUUAAAGGAUUAUUCCAUUUUAAUUUAAAAACUAUGCUUUUAGUUUUGGAUAAUUUUAUUUUACAAAGAAAAAAAACUCUAACAAGUAUUUUAAUUCGACAUUUUACUUUGAAUGAACAAAAAUAUCUGUACUUUUGUAGCGCAAGUGCUUCUGCAGAAAAAAUAAAAAUCAAAAUAGACCGGGUUUUUUUAGAAACUGCAAAUGAGAAUAUUUGUAGAUUAUGAUGUAGUUAAAUCUUUGUAACAAUCUUAUAUCUUAUAUGUAAUUCUAUAAAAAAUAUUUCUACUUCAAA